AUGGCAUCGAAAAAACAGAAAAAAGGCAAAACAAUGCCAUUGACUGAUUUUCUGGCUGCUGAACCAAAAUUAGUUACUGUUCGAGCAACAAAUUGGUCAGAAAUAGUCGAUAGUGAAGAACAAGAAGUAAAACCUAUUGUUGUUGAUAUUGGUGUUUUACCAACAGCUCCUCGUAGUGCCCAUGAUUUUGAUUUUAGUACUGUACCAAAUAAUCCCCCCUUUGUUGCACAUGUUGCUAAUUUAUCAUUUGAAGUUGAUGAUGAAGGUCUAAGAAGAAUAUUUGCUGAUUUAAAUCCAAAAACAGCUAGAGUACUGCGAGAUGGUAUGCGUAGUCGAGGUCUUGGUUUAGUUGAAUUUGAAACACGUGAAAAUUUAAUUGAAGCGUUGAAAAAAUCCGAUAAAGAAGUCUAUGGACGUAAAAUACGUAUUAAUGUUUCGGAUAAAAAUGAUUCACAUACAGAUAGUGGACGAGGAACAUUUGGUAGUAAUCGAUCACAUCGUAGUGGUGGUGGUGAAGAACGACCAGAAAUGGCUGAUAGAUGGAAAAGAGCUGAACCCCGACCUGAUGAAACAUCUGAUGAUCGUCCAAGUAGUGGUUUCAAUCGUGAUAGACAAAAUCGUGGAGAUCAUGGACGAUCGACUAUGGGUGGUAGUUCACGAGAUAAUCAACAAGGUAAUGAUUAUGGAUUUGGUUAUCCACGUACGAGAGACGAUCGUGGAGGUGGAGGUGGAGGUGGUAAUCGUGAUUAUAAUCGACAAGGACAACGUAAUCGUUAUCAAGAUGAUACAAAUCGAUCGAAUAGUGGAGCCGAUAGACCUCGUUAUGCAGGUCGAUACAGUGAUACACGUGAUACACGUGAUCGAAAUCGUCCCAGUGAUGAUACUCAUGAUGAUCAACAAGAACCACCACGUGAACGUCAACGACUUCAACUUCAAAAACGUACAAAACCACUUGAAGAAAAUCAACCAUUAUCUGGUUCAUCAUCAUCUCUUAAUAAUAUUAUUGAAUCAUCAAUAUCAAACCCGGAUGAAGCAUCAUCUGCAAUAACAAAUAAAUCUAUUCAACAAACACAAGAUUUAUCAAUCAAUGAAAAUCAGGAUGAAAGUGAACAACAACAAUCACGAGAUUCAAAUGAUAAUACUUCUCGAGCUAAUACAUCUGAUGAACAAUCAACAGCAAAACCAAGCCGUGGUGCUGGUGCUUCUAUAUUUGGUGGAGCUAAACCGGUGGAUACAACUGCUAGAGAGCUUGAAAUUGAAAGAAAAAUAAAAGAACUUCAAAUGACUACAACUGAAACAUCGGCUGAUAAUGAAGAUAAAGGAACUUCAUCUAGGCCAUCAUAUAAUCGUGGUAGUGAACGAGAUGUUUAUCGUAGUAAACGUUCAACACAAAAUGAUGAUGGUCGAUCUGGUCAUGGUGUAGAUUAUCAUCAUAAACGGGAAUUUAGUGGUGGCCGACAAUAUGAAGAUGAGGGUAGAAGACGUAAUGAUGAUAAUUAUCGUCGUGGUGGUGGUAGUGGUAGUGGUAGUGGUGGUGGUGGUCAUGAUCGAGAUCGAUAUGGUGGUCCAUCUCGACGUGAUUAUGAUUCUGGUCGUAAAGGCAAAUAUAAUCAUCACAGUCAACCAGAGCGAGAUAAUGAACGUGGUAAUUAUCGACCUCGUGAUCGUGAUGAUCGUAAUCAAGAUACAAAUGAAUAUAAUAAUCCUGGACGUUCAUCAAAUACUAACGUUAAUACUGAACCACAAUCUCGAAAUCAACCACGAGGAACAGCACGACGGACAGUUAAAACUGAAGAUGAUUCACAAAAACUUCAAUUAUCGAAUAAAUUUGGUAUGCUUGAUGAUGAUGAACUCGAUGAUGAAAAUGAUGAUGCUAAAAGUCCAACUAUUGAUGACUAA
Messenger RNA from Rotaria sp. Silwood1, 1899 nucleotides. NCBI's taxonomy places the organism in Eukaryota, Metazoa, Rotifera, Eurotatoria, Philodinida, Philodinidae. The record is from the annotation of a GenBank genome assembly.